This is a messenger RNA of Synchytrium microbalum, 648 nucleotides long. RefSeq lists its product as uncharacterized. The record is from RefSeq and is a predicted model, not a curated record. Lineage: Eukaryota; Fungi; Chytridiomycota; Chytridiomycetes; Synchytriales; Synchytriaceae. Gene Ontology annotation, molecular function: glutathione transferase activity; maleylacetoacetate isomerase activity. The transcript is spliced from 4 exons. Gene Ontology annotation, cellular component: mitochondrion. Gene Ontology annotation, biological process: L-phenylalanine catabolic process; glutathione metabolic process. The coding region runs from base 1 to 648 and encodes 215 amino acids.
AUGUUUCUGGAGCGUCUGAAUGCUCUCGCUUUGAAGGGAAUCAAAUAUGAAUAUGUCUCAAUCGAUUUGCUUAAUGGAGGACAAUUCACGCCGGAAUAUGUUAAGAUGAAUCCGGCCAAGCUGGUGCCUGCUUUGAUCAUUAAUCAACGAAUAUUCACUCAGUCGUUUGCCAUUCUUGAAGUAAGCAAGGACGCUGCUUACCUGAUGGCAAUGAUUUUGAAGCUGCUUUUGCUGUUGAACAGUGGUCGUGCAGCUGCUAUUCAUUUGCUGGAAGAUCUCUAUCCUGAACCAGCUCUACUACCAAAAGACGUCUACAAACGAGCUGAAGUCCGAGCUAUUGUCAAUGCUAUUGUUGCUGAUACUCACCCACUGCAAAACCAACGCGUCUUGAAAUUGGUCGGCGAUGAGGGCAAGGCUGCGUGGGCAAAGCAAGUUGAAGCUCAAUUGAGAAAGACGGCUGGGAAAUACUGCUAUGGGGACUCCCUCACAAUGGCAGACUGUGUCUUGGUACCUCAAUGGUACAAUGUCGAUCGUUGGAAUUGUGAUGCCUCCCUGUUUCCAACAUGUGCCCGAGUCGUUGGAAACUUGAUGCAACUGGAAGCAUUCAAGAAAUCACACCCAGAUGUACAACCAGAUGCAAAGCUGUAA